Messenger RNA from Encephalitozoon intestinalis ATCC 50506, 246 nucleotides. RefSeq lists its product as uncharacterized. The transcript has a single exon. Gene Ontology annotation, biological process: protein import into mitochondrial matrix. The record is from RefSeq and is a predicted model, not a curated record. Lineage: Eukaryota; Fungi; Microsporidia; Unikaryonidae. Gene Ontology annotation, cellular component: PAM complex, Tim23 associated import motor. Gene Ontology annotation, molecular function: ATPase activator activity. The coding region runs from base 1 to 246 and encodes 81 amino acids.
AUGCUUCGGAGACUUGUAGACUAUCUUCCGUUCGUCCCAAGCCAUCCAAAAGGAUUCAAGCCUGUGAUGGAUCUCAACGAGGCAAGAAAGAUCCUAUCCAUCGAGGGUCGUAGGGAAAGUGUGGCAGAGAGAUAUAUACAGAUGAUGAAGAUCAACCAUCCAGAUAGGGGAGGAAGCCCAUACAUAGCGUCAAAGAUCAACGAGGCCAGGAACUUGCUGGGUGGAAAGGAGCCUGCAUUUCCUUGA